CUUCUUUUCCCUCAAUUUCUGCCAAUUGGACUGCUUUUGAUUGGAAUACGAGCUCUUUCAAUAAGGUGGUAGAAUUACUUUAAGUUUUAUUGCUAUUUCUCUCGAAACUUGCAUUUCGUUGCAGUUUGUGAGCAUUUGUGAAAUAUUUACGUCAAAUACGGAUUGAACGUCUUCAUUUGACGGUUUUUUACUAAUUGAUCUUUUUAUUUAUUUCAAAAAAUGUCUGGAAAAGAAUCAAGAGGCUUACAAGAUCCUCCUGCGUACAACCAAGCUAAUGUUGACAAGGUUGAUCUCGAGAGUGGACGUCCUUUGAAUAAACCGAAUGUAAUAAAGAAACCUCCCAACCCGACUUCUCAUAAAAUCAGUGAGAGAAGAAAGUCGGGAAUGGCAGAAUCGGGCUAUUUCGAUGCUUUCUCAACCGAGUACAGCAAUAGAUUUAUGGAGCUAAGAAAUUAUUAUUUACCACGAAAUGUAGUCGUUAAAUGCUUUCCCCUAUAUAUACUUGCGAAUUUUUUUAUGGUACUAGUGGGUAUUUUUGUAGUAUAUUUUGUUUUUUUUUACUCUUGGGUUUCGAGUGAUUCUUUUUUUUCCGUUGUUCUCAUCCCAUCCUUCAUCUUGAUGGUUUUAUUGUGCUGUAAUCCUCGGUUUUACGUUUAUGGAGUAGGACUUUUUUCUAUAUUGGUGAUUAUCGGCGUGUAUUUUAUAUCAAGUAUUGCCUUGGGGCUGUUUUGUACCAUUAUAGGACUCAUUCCCGCCAUCGGUAGGUUCGUCAGGAACUUUUUUAAGUACUUAGAAUAUUGUAACGUUCAAGACGUUCAGGAAUCGUUUGGAUUCUAUGCUGGAGCCUUCGUCAGGAAACUUUUUAGCAGUGGCUCAAACUUUGCUUAUAUCAUCAUCGCAUCCAUCUGCGGUUUGUUGUUUGACCUUUUUAUCGAAUUCUGUAGUCUGGAAGUCGAACGCUUAAAUGAAAACACUAAUUUGCCUGGGCUUUCCAGAUAUCAAAUAAGGGAUGAUGUACUAUUACCACGAUCAACGACUAUGAAUGAAGCAAUAGAGCUUCAGAACAACUCUACUACACAAAGUUAGUUUUUCGUUUGUUUUGUCUCUUUUUGAAUUUUUGUUUUAUGCCGAUAAAGACUGGAAGUAUUUUUGAAUUUUCGUCAAGGAAAUCUAUUUUAUUGUGGGUUGAGCGAAAAGAGAACGAAUCACAAGCACUUACUUCUAUGCUUUUGUUUAACGUUCUUGCAUUUAAUUAUAAGUGGAUUUGACUACGAAAUCAUCCUUGUAUCAAUAUGAAUUGGAGAUGACGAAGAAAAGUGGACAAUAAAAAGGCAUGCAUAUAAUCCGCGCAUUGAAAGGAACCGUAAUCUGAGAAUCGUUGGCAUCAUUCUAGAUCCUUAUACGCAGGCGUAUAUUAUUUAUUAUUACCAUUAUUCUUAAUUGCAAUUGAAUACGAUCGUUUUAUUUGUAUUCAUUGAACUUGUAAUUAGUCUUUUGUCACUUGUAAAGGAACAACUUGCAAAGAUUCUAUCGAGAAAACGAUUACGGGAAAUAGUCA
Messenger RNA from Schizosaccharomyces cryophilus OY26, 1558 nucleotides. RefSeq lists its product as uncharacterized. Lineage: Eukaryota; Fungi; Ascomycota; Schizosaccharomycetes; Schizosaccharomycetales; Schizosaccharomycetaceae. The record is from RefSeq and is a predicted model, not a curated record. The transcript has 2 exons. Bases 220 to 1086 code for a protein of 288 amino acids.